Westerdykella ornata is the source of this 1840-nucleotide messenger RNA. RefSeq lists its product as uncharacterized. Gene Ontology annotation, biological process: transcription by RNA polymerase II. The transcript has a single exon. Gene Ontology annotation, cellular component: nucleus. NCBI's taxonomy places the organism in Eukaryota, Fungi, Ascomycota, Dothideomycetes, Pleosporales, Sporormiaceae. The coding region runs from base 201 to 1736 and encodes 511 amino acids. The record is from RefSeq and is a predicted model, not a curated record.
GCCCUUUUUACUGUUUUUGCCAUCUUCGCAAAAUCGCAAAUUCGCAAAUUCGUUCGGUGGCGGUGUUGCUUACAACAGCCUACCGUACUGGACCCACCUUCUCCUCGUCCCAAGGCAACUUUACCCGACCCGCCAAGCCAUCAACCUUCACCAUCUUGCAAUCUCUAUUCUUCCACUUCUACUCAACCAAACAAACAACCAUGUCCUUCGCAAGAGGCGAACGCGUCUACUUUGACUUCGACUCCGGCGCUGUCCAACCUGCCUCCCCAAACGACCAAGACCAACAACACCCAGUAGCCCAAAAUCAGCAGGAAUCGUCGCCUCCCGUGUCGGCCGCUUUCGUAGCCGACAUCCUAGAGCGCGAUUCCUCAGCACAGACGCCACCAGCAGCACCCACCUUCAGGAAGAACAACACCACCGGAUUCCCGGCGCAUAGGAAGCGCGAGAAGAGAGUAUCGGCGUUCAAGCAGCAGAGGACGGGCAAAAAUGACGUUUCUUUCACUAGUACUAGCGGGGAGAAGCCGAAUGUGGCGCAGUCGACCAGUAUCAGAAGUGGCGUAAUGGGAAAUGGUUCGAGGAAUGAAGAGGAGCAAGGGACGACGGAGCAGCAAAGCAUCGAUGAAGAGAAUAGGCAGCGCUUGGCGCACAUGUCGCCCGAGGAGAUUGAGCAGGAGAGGAGGGAGUUGAUGAGUGCGUUGAGUCCGAGUCUGAUUGAAAAGCUAUUGAAAAGGGGCAACAUUGACGAGGGGAGGAACGAGCGAGACUGGGAAAAGGAAGCAAACCAGGGAUCACCACCUGCAUCGAGAUUCGAAACCGAGGUGCCAGAAAGGGACAAGCCGACCAGUACAAAGAAAGUCACCUUCUCCGAACCUGAGAACUCCAUCGAAGCAGAACAGACACCUCUACCCCCUUCCCUUCAGCCAUCAUCAUCUCCUCCACCUCUCCAGCAAAAUGAACCCUCACCCCCAUCCAAGACCAACACCGCACAAGACCACCCAGACCUCCCCCCACCCUCCUCAAUCCACUUCCCCACCCCAACCCAACCCCCAGACCUCGACCCCUCCUCCCCAACCUUCCUCCAAGACCUCCACCAAAAGUACUUCCCCCACCUCCCCUACUCGCCCUCGUCCCUCUCCUGGAUGACCCCCGUCUCGCCCACCGACACCUCCUCCCCCUACCACCCUAGCCACACCUCCCUCUCCCCCGCCGACCUCCGCUUCGACUUCAAAGGCCGCCUCCUGCCCCCCAGCGUCGCGAGGGAGCUGCCCACAACCCUGGGCUUGCAUCACCAUGCCGACGCCCCCGAGGCCGCUGGCUACACCAUCCCCGAACUCGCCAGGCUCGCGAGAAGUAGCGUCCCGAGCCAGAGGUGCGUGGCGUACCAGACACUAGGGCGCGUGCUGUAUCGAUUAGGGGUUGGGGAAUUCGGGCGUGAGAGGGGCGAGGCGAAGACGGAUGGGCCGGUGCAGCUGGCCAAGAACCCAUCAACAAAGGCGCAGGACGAUGAAGAAGGUAAUGAAGAGGAAGAGGAGGACGAAGAGGUGGCAAAUGAUCCCGAAGAAGCUGCCAGCGCCAUGGCGACCGGGCUCUGGAAUCUCAUCGACGAGUGCAAGGUCAUUGAGAGCUUGACCGAGGAGGCUGCCAAGGAGAGGGGCCACUUGACUGCUCGGACAUACGCGCAGGAGGCGUUGUGGAAUUGGAGGAGGGGAGGCGGCAGAAGGAGGAGGGCUGUUUAAGCACAGCAUAAUGAAAAAAAGCGAGCAUCCGAUUGCGAAGGUCAUGCAUGGAAUAGACAGUCUCAUGAUUCAUAGCUAUUGUGGUAUCGUACUGAUAGGACAAU